Messenger RNA from Stomoxys calcitrans (stable fly), 11666 nucleotides. RefSeq names its product transcription-associated protein 1 (gene Nipped-A). The transcript is spliced from 18 exons. The coding region runs from base 113 to 11557 and encodes 3814 amino acids. Gene Ontology annotation, molecular function: transcription coregulator activity; protein binding. Gene Ontology annotation, biological process: regulation of DNA-templated transcription; DNA repair. Gene Ontology annotation, cellular component: SAGA complex; nucleus; NuA4 histone acetyltransferase complex. The record is from RefSeq and is a predicted model, not a curated record. Lineage: Eukaryota; Metazoa; Arthropoda; Insecta; Diptera; Muscidae.
UUUACAUCAAAUUGUAUACUGCCGCUCUAAAGAUUAGAAAAAGGAAAAAGUUAUCCAAAGAAUUGCAAAGUUUGGUGAAAUUAAACAAGGAAAAAGUUAAUGUUUUCCCAACAUGGCACAUAGUGAAAAUUUUCAACUAAACACUUUUCGAAGUUAUGUUACUAUACUGGCUGAUAGCAAAGCCACCGAUGACAAGAAACUCAGAGCGGCCCAGGAACUAAGUGAACAUUUUGAGGUGGUUGUGCAAAGUUCAUCAUAUCCAUCGUUUUUGGAGCACUCUCUGAAGGCGUUUAUGCACUUUUUGCAAGAUGGGGAGCCACAAUUCAUACAGGAAUAUCAAGCACAUCAGGUGCGUAAACUUAUCUUGGAAAUGAUACAUCGCCUUCCCCUAAGUGAGAAUCUAAGACAGCAUGUCAAAUCCAUAAUAUCCUUGAUGCUUAACAUACUGCAAAUUGACAAUGAGGAGAAUGUGUUGGUGUGUCUUCGUAUUAUCAUUGAAUUGCACAAAAAUUUUCGACCAUCAUUUAACAAUGAGGUACAACAAUUUCUGGCUUUGGUUAAGAAAAUCUAUACCGAAUUGCCCAAUCAUAUGAACAAAAUUUUCGAACCCACACAACAGAUCAAAAUCAAAGAUCUUAAAGAACUAAAUAUGGAACAAUUGUUAUCCGAAACAUAUGUCAUUAAAUCCAUACACAUUGAAAAUCCCACAGACCCAGUUACAUUUCAAAUGUACAAUUUGCUUCCCCGUGGCAUGUUAUCCCUGAGGGUAUUGCAAGAGUUACCCAUUAUAGUGGUUUUAAUGUAUCAAAUCUACAAAAAUGCAGUGUACCAAGAAGUUUCAGAUUUUGUGCCAUUGAUCAUGACCACCAUAAAUCUGCAACCUUCUACAAUACACAGAAAUUCCCAAUUCUUUAAUAAAGAAAUUUUUAUCGAUUUUAUGGGCGCCCAAAUAAAAACCCUAUCAUUCCUAGCCUAUAUUGUGCGAUUAUUUCAAGAAAAUAUUAUGAAUCACUCGGCUUCAGUGUGUAGUGGCAUCUUAAGUCUGAUGCAUUUGUGUCCCAAAGAAGCAGCCCAUCUAAGAAAGGAGCUAUUAAUAGCUGCACGUCAUAUCUUUGCUACAGAUUUAAGACAAAAAUUCAUAUCCUCUAUUGAACGUUUAUUCGAUGAGGAUUUGCUUAUUGGCAAAGGUGUUACCUUGGACUCAAUACGCCCCUUGGCCUAUUCAACUUUGGCCGAUUUGGCCCAUCAUGUACGCCAGAGUUUAAGUUUGGAUGUUUUGGAAAAGGCCAUAAAACUUUUUUCGAAAAAUGUUCACGAUGAAUCCUUGGCCACCAGCAUACAAACAAUGUCAUGUAAACUUUUGUUAAAUUUAGUGGAUUGUGUAAGACAUCACAGUGAAGAGGAACCCCUGAAGGCCAGGAAUUUGCUAACAACCUUGUUGAAGGUUUUUGUGUAUAAAUUUCAAACAAUUGCCAAAAUAACGCUGCCCACAAUAACACAAAGAUUAAAAGCCCAGUCAAACACUUCAACAUCACCCUCCUCCACAUCCUCAUCAACUAUGGAUAACAAAGAAACGGCUAUAAUAGACACUGCCGCCGAUGCCAUAUCCAAGAAUCAAUUGACCGGAAAUCAAAUGUUAUGCUCCUUGAACAUUGUGGAAUAUCGUAGUUUGGUAAAGACACUAGUUGGUGGAGUUAAGACCAUAACAUGGGGCUUCGUCAGUUCAAAGUCACCCUCUGUUGAUGUCACCAAACAAAAGCAAGAGAAGCUGUUCCAACCCUAUGAAGUCAGUAUUUAUAUAGAUUUGGUACAUUGGGCAAUGGAGGCUUUGGAUAUAUACUCCAUUAAUACAUCGCCAGCCAAUCAAUUGAAGACCUCGGGUAUAAUACCCAGAACAAAGGAGGAGAAAGAGGUUUUGGAGCACUUUAGUGGCAUAUUUCUUAUGAUGCAUCCGCAGAACUUUCAAGAGGUUUUUGCCACCACCAUUGAUUUUAUGGUUGAACGUAUACACAAGAAUCCCUCACUGCAGAUAGUGGCCAAUUCGUUUUUGGCCAAUCCACAAACGUCUCCACUCUUUGCCACUGUGCUGGUGGAAUAUCUUUUGGGAAAAAUGCAUGAAAUGGGCACUAAUGUCGAGCGUUCCAAUUUGUAUUUGAGGCUAUUCAAAUUGGUCUUUGGCAGCGUAAGCCUAUUUCCAGUGGAAAAUGAGCAGAUGCUUAGACCUCAUCUGCAUAGCAUAGUGAAUCAAUCUAUGGAAUUGGCUUUGACUGCGGAGGAGCCUUACAACUACUUCCUUUUGCUUAGAGCCUUAUUCCGCUCCAUAGGAGGUGGCUCUCAUGAUUUAUUAUAUCAGGAGUUUUUGCCUUUGCUGCCCAAUUUAUUGGAGGGUUUAAAUCGUUUACAAAGUGGCUUCCAUAAGCAACACAUGAAAGAUUUGUUUGUGGAGUUGUGUUUGACAGUGCCAGUGCGUUUAUCUUCAUUGCUGCCCUAUUUGCCCAUGUUAAUGGAUCCUUUGGUCUCGGCCCUCAAUGGUUCAGCCACUUUGGUUAGCCAGGGCCUUAGAACUUUGGAGUUAUGCGUUGAUAACUUGCAGCCGGACUUUUUGUACGAUCAUAUACAGCCUGUACGCGCUGCUUUGAUGCAGGCUCUAUGGAAGACAUUACGCAAUCAGGACAAUGCUGCCAUGGUUGCCUUUAGAGUCUUGGGUAAAUUUGGCGGCGGCAAUCGUAAAAUGAUGACCGAACCUCAGUGCAUUCAAUAUACCAACAGUGAGAUACAGCCCACUUCAGUUGUGGCCUAUUUCCAGGAGCAUGAGAAGCCCAUAGAUUUUCCCAUAGACAAGGCCAUUGAGACAGCCUUGGCUGCACUUAGCUCAAAUGCCACUGAUUCGUUUUAUCGCCGCCAAAGCUGGGAGGUCAUACGUUGCUUUUUGGCAGCCUCCAUUAACUUGGAUGAUGAGAAACACACCCUGCAGAAAUUCUUUCUACAUCCCAGUUUUCUGGACAACAACAUUGUAAAUGUGCCCAUCAAUCAAAAUAAGAUAGAGGACUAUCAGGCUCGCAAAACUUUGCAGAAUGCCUUGACCGGUAUGUUUGUGGCCUCCGCCACCAAAGACUUGAGGGAAUUUGUCAUACCCAUAAUGUUGGCCAUUGCCCGCCACUUCACCAUGAUAGCAAUAGCCCAACAGGCGGGCCCAUUUCCAGUCAAACAAUACUAUUCACUUAAUGGCAUAGAUCCUUUGGUGUUGGUGGAUGCCUUGGCCAUUUGUAUGGGUCAUGAGGAAAAGGAGCUAUGCAAACCGGGUCAAUUGUGCAUACGGCUGAUCCUGGAAACAGCUUCCAAUAUUUUGGGCAGCAAAGAGCGAGCUUGUCGUUUGCCUUUAAUGCAGUAUUUGGCUGAGAAGAUGACUGCCCUAUGCUAUGAAAGGCCUUGGUAUGCCAAAGUGGGAGGAUGCAAAGCCAUACAGUUGAUUUAUCAACAGUUCUCGCCACGCUCCUUGUAUCAGCAUUUAUUCUCCUUUGUCAAGGCAUUUAUGUUUGUGCUUAUGGAUUUGGAAGGCGAGGUCUCCAAUGGAGCCAUUUACAUAGCGAAAACUAAUCUAAGAUCCCUGUUGGACUUGUGCAUGAAACCCAAGGAGUAUGAGACCAGUGAAGAGAUAACAGCAAUUAGAACCAAAUCCACCUAUGACGUGGUGCAUGAACUCUGCCGGCAAGUAACAAGUCCCAAUGCCUUGGUGCGCCAGGAAUCCAUGGCCUCCUUGAAGUACAUAGCCCAAUUGCAGAAUCGCACUGUCUCCGAAGUCAUGGAUCCCCACAAAGAGGUCUUGGCCGAUAUUAUACCACCCAAGAAGCAUUUGCUGAGACAUCAACCCGUCAAUGCCCAAAUUGGCCUAAUGGAGGGCAAUACCUUCUGCACUACCCUAGAGCCCAGACUGUUUACCAUUGACCUCACCAAUAGCUAUCAUAAACUGUUCUUCCAUGAGCUGUUGACCUUGUCCGAGGCCGAAGAUGCCACUCUCAUGAAAUUGGAUUGCUACAAGAAUGUCAAUAACUUGGUACCCCUUCGCAUAAGUGCUUUGAAAGCCUUGGCCGCUUGCCAUUACAUUACGGAUACCCAGCAUAAGGACAAGAUUAUCAACAUCCUCUUCAAGCUGAUGGAACAUAAGAAGCCUGAGUUGCAAGAAGCCGCUUUCAAAUGCAUGAAACGUUUCAAUGCCGGCAUCCAGAUUGACAAGAAGGAGAUACACAAUUGCAUUAGACCUUUGCUAAUAUUAUUGGGAGACUAUCGCAGUCUGACGCUGACUGCCACCAAGCGUUUGUCCUAUUUCACCCAGCUGUUCCCGCAUAUGUUCAAUGAGAAGCUGAGUGAGCAAAUACUGGAGCUUUGUCGCAAUCUCUUGGAUACGUCUAUACAAAUUUGCAAACAGGGCCAGCAGGGGGGAAACUUCUUUGCUGCCAUACGUGGUGGGGAAUAUGAACAGAAAGUGGUUUGCCUCAUCGAGAUGUUCCAUCAAAUCACAGCUGCCACUCCCAAAUAUAUAGAGAAUCUAUGCCAAUUGGUCUUGCAAACGGAGAAAAAUCUAAUGAUUGAAUCCUCCUCACCCUACCGGGCUCCCUUGCUGAAGUUCUUGUUACGCUUUCACACCCAGACUGUGGAGUACUUUCUCUCCGAUAUGUAUAUAGUGGAUGCACAGUGGAACCGCUUCUUUAUCUAUUUGCUCAAGCACAAAGAUGGCAAACCCUUCCACGCCGACCUCAAAUCGCCCAAAUGCAUUAAGGCCUUGAUACGCUUGAUUGGCUGUGGACAAAUCGACAGUUCCAUUAUGAGCGAUGAGCAAAAGCAGGAAGUCCAAGAGCAGGCCAUUAAAAUAGUCUACACCGUUAUGGAAUGUGACGAACAAUGGAUAGCCGUGCAGACGGACUUGAUUAACUGCCUCAAACAAUUGUGGCAAUAUAAUUUGAGCAACAGCUGCCAGGAGAACGUCAUCAGCUACAAAUGGCAUUUGGUGGGCAAGAUCCUAUUAAAGUAUUUCUCCCAUAACACCAAUGAAAUUGAGCUGCUGUUCCAGCUCUCCAGAGCAUUGUGUUUGCACUUCAUUCCUGAUUUCUAUUUCCUAAGAGACUUUUUGCAAAAUACUGUGGCCCAAAGCUACACCGUCUAUUGGAAGCGUCAAGCCUUUUUCUAUUUCAUAGAGAACUUCAAUAAUGCCUCGUUGUCGGAAGAGCUGAAGGCCAAAAUAAUAACCUCCAUACUGGUGCCCUGUUUUGUGGCCAGUUUCGAUAAGGGUGAAGGCAAUAAGCUAAUAGGCGCCCCACCCACACCAUUCCAAGAGGACGAGAGUAACAUAGUGUCGGUGUUCAUUAACAGCAAGGUGUUUGAUCCCGAAAAACCCUAUGCCAAAGAUGAUGCUGUCAGAAUUGCUUUGCUGCAGUUCGCUUGUCUUUUGGUGGAAAGAGCCUCACAGCACAUACACGAUGGUGAUGCCACCAAUCGCACACAAGGCAACAAAUUGAGGCGCCUUAUGACCUUUGCCUGGCCUUGUCUGCUGAGUAAGAAUUCGGUGGAUCCAACAGCACGUUAUCAUGGCCAUUUACUCUUGGCCCAUAUCAUUGCACGCCUGGCCAUACACAAGAAAAUCGUAUUGCAGGUAUUUCAUUCUCUGCUGAAGGGUCAUGCCUUGGAAGCUAGGCCGGUGGUGCGACAAGCCUUGGAUGUUCUAACGCCAGCUAUGCCAUUGCGCAUGGAAGAUGGCAAUACCAUGUUAACGCAUUGGACCAAGAAAAUCAUAGUGGAAGAGGGUCAUUCAAUGCAACAACUUUUCCAUAUUCUACAAUUAAUAGUGAGGCAUUAUAAGGUCUACUUUCCGGUGCGCCAUCAACUGGUUACUCAUUUGAGUAAUUAUAUGCAACGUUUGGGUUUCCCUCCCAAUGCUUCGCUGGAACACAAAAAACUAUCCGUGGAAUUGGCCGAUGUAAUCAUCAAAUGGGAAUUGCAACGCAUUAAGGAAGAUGAAACUGAGAGUAAAAUCUCUAAUUUGGAUGAUGAAAUGGACGAUAAGACCUCCGUGAAAAGAAGCGGUGAUGAUUUCGCUGAAUCACAUCGUAAGAAAGUGACCACAGACGCUGGCGCCCGAUCAAGCACCUCGGAUGCUGCUAUGAGCUCGAAAAUAGAUGAAAGCACUCGCUCUAUAGGAAAAGUACACUGCGACACAGUAUUAAAUUUCCUCAUAAGACUGGCCUGCCAGGUCAACGAUAGUCCACCAACCAUUUUGAAUUCGGGUGAUAAUUUAUCAAGAAGAUGCAUCAUCUUACUGAAAACUGCCAUGCGACCCGAUGUCUGGCCGCAGCCAUUUGAACUCAAACUCAAUUGGAUGGAUAAGCUAUUCACCACCAUUGAAUCGCCCAACACCAAUAUCAAUAACAUUUGCACAGCUUUGGACUUUUUGACAUUUUUACACAACAUCAUGAAGCCCGAUCAGCUAUUGGCAAUCAUUAGACCCAUACAAAAAGGCCUUUCGGCUUGUAUCAUUCAUCAAAAUACGAAAAUUGUGCGCUUAAUGCAUGGUCUGAUAACACGCCUUAUGACAAUUUUCCCUCCCGACUCGCAGCAUAAGAACGAUGAGCUGGACAUCUUGUAUAGUGCCAUCAGUAAAAUGAUUGUGGACAAUUUGACCUUUUACGAGAAGAGCCCUCAGCCAAAUCCUUCGUCGCUCUUUGGCACUUUGAUGAUUUUGAAAGCCUGCUGUGUGAACAAUCCAGAGUAUAUUGAUCGUCUGAUGCUGCAGUUUAUACGCGUCUUGAAUCGUCUUACCAAGGAACACAUUGCCAUGCAAAAUAACAAUGCCCAGGCUAUGAAUCCCUCGGUGGAGGGAAACCAUUUGUCGUUGGAGUUGUUGAUUCUCUCGUUGGAUAUGAUCAAAAAUCGAAUUGUCAUUAUGAGUGUGGAGGUGCGCAAGUUGCUCAUUACCAGCAUCAUAGUGAGCUUGAUUGAGAAGUCCAUGGAUGCGAAAAUUAUAAAAUGCAUCAUAAAAAUGCUGGACGACUGGGUGAGGGUUAAGGAGCAGAAUACCAUGGUACAAAUACCCUCGAUAAGGGAAAAAUCCAUUCUGUUGGUCAAAUUGAUGCAAUGCGUUGAGAAAAAGUUCUCGGACGAGAGUGAAUUGCACAUUCAAUUCCUGGAAAUGAUCAACUACAUAUAUCGCGAUGAGUAUUUGAAACAGACUGAGCUGAGUGCCAAAUUGGAGGGAGCUUUCCUAACCGGUUUGCGCAGCCAAAAUCCCACCAUCAGGGCGAAGUUCUUCGAAAUCAUAGAUGCCUCCAUGAGACGACGUCUACAUGAUCGCCUGCUGUACAUUAUUUGCUCACAGGCUUGGGAUUCCAUAGGCACCCAUUACUGGAUUAAGCAAUGCAUUGAACUGUUGGUGCUGACGGCCAAUACCAUGACCGCCAUACAAAAUGCCAAUGACACGCACAAGAUACCCAGCAUAACAUCCAUCAUUAAUAUGGCAGACAAUGAGGAGAAGAGCCAAUUUGUCAUCUACACCUCAUCCUCGCAAUCGGAUUGCAUGGAUAUGCCACAGAGUGUCGAUGAUAAGGAUGAGGAGUUUGAUGUGGACAUAAAUUUGGAUUUGGUUAAUCAGCAAACCACCGAUCAGGCCGAUACUGACCGUCUGUUGCCUGUAAGGAAAGUGAAGAUAUGCCGUCUUAUCAAUCGUCACAUUGAAUUUUUGGAAAUAAAUCGAAAGAUACGUACCGACCAAUUGCUGGUGGCCACUUCACAGCUCUGCCACAUGGACACUAGCCUGGCUGAAUCUGUAUGGCUGGCCAUAUUUCCCCGCAUAUGGUCCAUCUUUAGCACCGACCAACAGCAGACAAUCAUCAAAGAGGUUAUACCCUUCUUGGCUUCGGGCACCAAUAUUAUACAAAAGGACUGUGCCCCCAGUGCCAUAAAUACCUUUGUGGAGGGCCUCACACAAUGUAAUCCCAAGAUAUACAUACCCCCCAAUGUCUGCACAUACCUGGGAAAGGCCCAUAAUUUGUGGCAUCGCAUGACCCUAGUGUUGGAAGAAAUGACCUCGAAGGUUAAUCUAAGCAAUCAAUCAUCUUUCAUGGACUACUGUGAUCAACAACAGGAAUACAAUGGCAAUCAAACCACUGUCCAUGACUCCCUUUCCCUGAUGUAUUCAGCAAUGCAUGAGGAAGAUUUAUGGGCUGGCCUUUGGAUGAAAUAUGCCCAAUAUUCGGAAACUAAUCUGGCCAUUGCCUAUGAACAAAUGGGCUUCUUUGAAGAGGCCCAGGGGGCCUAUGACUUGGCCAUGACCAAAUUCAAAGAGGACCUCUCGAAUGGCCAAUGCAAUUCUCACAUGAAUAGCGAGGUAUUGUUAUGGGAAAAUCAUUGGAUACGCUGUGCCAAAGAGCUCAACCAAUGGGAUAUUUUACUGGACUAUGCUCAAACCAACAGGGAGCAGCAUGAAAUUCUCAUAAUGGAAAGUGCUUGGCGUGUGCCCGAUUGGAAUCUCAUGAAAAAGGCUUUGUUGAAAAUAGAACAAGCCUAUUCCAAGCAAUAUGGCUACAAAGUUAAUUUGUACAAGGGCUUCUUGGCCAUUCUCCAUCCUGAGGAAAGGCAAUUGGCCAAUGUGGAAAAAUAUGUGGAAAUUGCCUCGGGUCUUUGCAUACGCGAAUGGCGUAGGCUACCACACAUUGUGUCUCACAUUCACCUGCAAUAUCUGCAGGCAGCCCAGCAAAUCAUCGAAUUACAGGAGGCCAGUCAAAUCCACCAGGGUUUACUACAAUCUCGCAACACUUCCUUGCAUGAUAUGAAGGCCAUUGUGAAAACUUGGAGAAACCGCUUGCCUGUAAUCGCCGAUGAUUUGUCCCACUGGUCCGACAUAUUCACCUGGCGUCAACAUCAUUAUCAAAUAAUCACGCAACACUUGGAACAGACUCCAGAUCAGGGCAAUACAAUGCUGGGAGUACAUGCUUCAGCCCAGGCCAUCAUAUACUUUGGCAAGAUAGCAAGAAAACAUAAUUUAACGGGUGUGUGUCAGGAGACAUUGUCGCGAAUUUACACAAUACCAUCGGUGCCCAUUGUGGAUUGCUUUCAGAAAAUUCGCCAACAAGUCAAGUGCUACAUACAAACAGCCUCCUCAACUGUCAGCAAUGAUUUAAAUGAAGCCUUAGAGGUUAUCGAAUCUACCAAUCUGAAAUAUUUCACCGCUGAAAUGAAUGCCGAAUUUUAUGCUCUCAAAGGUUUAUUGCUUGCAAAUAUUGGGCGCUCAGAGGAAGCUGCCAAAGCCUUUAGUGCUGCAGUUCAAUUACAUGAUGGGCUAACAAAAGCCUGGGCCAUGUGGGGUGAUUUUAUGGAACAUCUUUUCAUACGGGACAAACAAAUUUCACAUGGUGUUAAUGCUUUAACCUGCUAUCUACACGCCUGUCGCCAUCAAAGCGAAAGUAAGACCAGAAAAUAUUUAGCCAAGGUUCUAUGGUUUUUGUCCUAUGACAAUGCCACCAAUACUUUGAUGAACACCUUGGAAAAGUAUGUUGUGGGAGUGCAGCCUUCGUACUGGCUACCUUGGAUACCCCAGCUGCUGUGUUGUCUGGUACAAUAUGAUGGCAAUGUGAUAUUGAAUCUCUUGAGUCAUGUUGGUCGUUUGUAUCCCCAAGCGGUGUACUUUCCUAUACGUACUUUGUACUUGACUUUGAAAAUAGAACAACGAGAAAAACACAAAACCGCAGAACAGGCCUCUGGCAGGCCUCAUAAUCAUCAAAACCUGGAGAGCAACAUGAAUCAAGUGUUCACCAACUCUUCGGCAUCGAGUCAAACUUCGGUUAAUCCCAUUAAGGCAACUCCACCCAUGUGGCGUUGCUCCAAAGUUAUGCAUGUUCAAAGAGAAAUCCAUCCCACUAUCUUAAGCUCUCUAGAGGGUAUUGUUGAUCAAAUGGUAUGGUUCAGAGAAAGUUGGACCGAAGAAGUGCUAAGGCAAUUGCGUCAGGGCCUUAUCAAAUGCUAUGCCAUAGCCUUUGAAACUAGGAGUACUGUGAAUGAGGCCACCAUAACACCACACACACUUCAUUUUGUCAAGAAAUUGGGUUCAACCUUUGGCAUUGGCAUAGAAAACAUUCCCGGUUCGGUGGCCUCGUCCGCCUCCAAUUCGGCAGCCUCUGAAUCCUUGGCUCGUCGUGCCCAAGUAACUUUCCAAGAUCCCGCCUUCCAAAUGAUGAAAGAACAAUUCACCCGCGAUUUUGAUUUCACCAAGCCCGAUGCCAUGAAAUUGCACAACCUAAUAACCAAAUUGAAGUCUUGGAUAAAGGCUUUGGAGAAUAAAGUCAAGAAGUUACCCACUUCAUUCCUUAUCGAGGACAAGUGUCGUUUCCUUUCCAAUUUCAGUCAAAAAACCGCCGAAGUUGAAUUACCAGGAGAAUUUCUAAUACCCUCAUCAUCACAUUACCACAUACGCAUAUCCCGAUUUAUGCCCCGAGUUGAGAUUGUACAAAAGAAUAAUACAGCGGCGCGACGUCUCCAUAUAAGGGGAACCAAUGGUAAAAUAUAUCCCUAUCUAGUAGUCAUCGACACCGGAUUGGGUGAUGCUCGUCGUGAGGAACGUGUUUUACAAUUGUUACGCAUGCUCAACUAUUAUUUGGAGAAACAAAAGGAAACCACCAGACGUUUCUUGAACAUAACAGUGCCGCGAGUGGUGCCAAUAUCACCACAAAUGCGUUUGGCUGAAGACAAUCCCGCCAGUAUAUCGCUCUAUGAAAUAUACAAGAGUACCUGCGCCAAAAUGGAUGUGGAACAUGAUUUACCCAUAAUGAAGUAUUAUGAACGUCUCUCAGAAGUUCAAUCGCAAGGAGCACAAAUCACUCAUGCUAUCUUGAGGGACAUCUUCCAAGAGAUACAAAAUAAAAUGGUGCCCAAAACAUUGUUUAAGCAAUGGGCGGUCAAGACAUUUGUGUCGGCCACCGAUUUCUGGCAAUUCCGUAAAAUGAUGACCCUGCAAAUGGCUUUGGCCUUCCUGUGUGAAUAUGCUCUACAUUUGACCCGCCUAAAUACGGAUAUGAUUUACAUACACCAAGACUCGGGUCUCAUCAAUAUCUCCUAUUUCAAAUUCGAUAUUAACGAUGAGAAAGAAGAAUUGGAUCACAGCAGACCAGUGCCAUUCCGUUUGACACCAAACAUAGCCGAGUUCCUGACAAACAUAGGCAUAUCGGGCCCAUUGUCAGCCGCCAUUAUAGCAACGGCCCGUUGCUUUGUACAUCCCAACUAUAAGCUGGCAUCGAUAUUGAGAACGAUAUUACGUGAUGAGAUUAUAGCCUUCCAUAAGAAACGAAUGCGGGACAACAAGCCCAUGGAUGGCAUGGAUGAGGCUACGGCCGAUGCCAAUGCCACCGAGAAUAUGAUACGGCUGGUCAAUAAGGCGGUAAGCGCUAUAUUGAAGCGCUUGAAUACAAUAUCAUAUUUUGAUAAUACAGAAUCUAAGAAAAUCUCCAUACUAUUGCAGCAGGCCACAAAUCAUGACAAUCUAUGUCUCAUGGACCCGGCCUGGCAUCCAUGGCUAUAAAAAAAAAAACAGAUUUUAUUUUAUUAAAGUUUUUUUUUUUAAUUUUAAGACUUUUCAUUGUAUUGAAAUAAAACAAAAAGAAACAACAACAACAAAAGAAGAGAAAUAC